Molecule: messenger RNA, 4774 nt
Organism: Physeter macrocephalus (sperm whale)
Lineage: Eukaryota; Metazoa; Chordata; Mammalia; Artiodactyla; Physeteridae
Gene: GPD2
Product: glycerol-3-phosphate dehydrogenase 2
Exons: 14
Coding region: 234-2012 (592 amino acids)
Biological process (GO): glycerol-3-phosphate metabolic process
Cellular component (GO): mitochondrion; glycerol-3-phosphate dehydrogenase (FAD) complex
Molecular function (GO): calcium ion binding; glycerol-3-phosphate dehydrogenase (quinone) activity
Source: RefSeq, a predicted model, not a curated record
UCGGGAGGGGAGCGGGAGGAGCGAGUUUCGGGGGAGGCGGGGGCGCGGCUGCUCUGGUGCGUCGGGUUACAGUCGCCCUGCUUGUUCGGGGGGUGACAUCCACGCGCGCCUCGCUGCGAGUAUCCGGACCGAGGCGCUGAUUCGGGGGAGGCAGAGACUCCGCCCAGGCCCGCGGAAACGGGUGCUUCUGCCCUCUCUCCCCUCGCGCGAGAGGAUCAAUCUAAGGCUAAGAAAUGGCAUUUCAAAAGGCAGUGAAAGGGACUAUUCUUGUUGGAGGAGGUGCUCUUGCAACUGUUCUAGGCCUUUCUCAGUUUGCUCAUUACAGAAGGAAGCAAGUGAACCUGGCCUUUGUUGAAGCAGCAGACUGCGUCUCAGAACCCGUUAACAGGGAGCCUCCUUCCAGAGAAGCUCAGAUACUGACUUUGAAGAACACGUCUGAAUUUGAUGUACUUGUCAUUGGAGGAGGAGCGACAGGAAGUGGCUGUGCCCUAGACGCAGUCACCAGAGGACUAAAAACAGCCCUUGUAGAAAGAGGUGAUUUCUCAUCAGGGGCCAGCAGCAGAAGCAGUAAAUUGAUCCACGGGGGGGUGAGAUACCUUCAGAAGGCUGUCAUGAAGUUGGACAUUGAGCAGUACAGGAUGGUAAAAGAAGCCCUUCAUGAGCGUGCCAACCUACUAGAAAUUGCUCCCCAUUUAUCAGCUCCGUUGCCUAUAAUGCUCCCAGUUUACAAGUGGUGGCAGUUACCUUACUACUGGGUAGGAAUCAAGCUGUAUGAUCUGGUUGCUGGAAGUAAUUGCCUGAAAAGCAGUUAUGUCCUCAGCAAAUCAAGAGCCCUUGAGCAUUUCCCAAUGCUCCAGAAGGAUAAACUGGUAGGAGCAAUUGUCUACUAUGAUGGACAACACAACGACGCACGGAUGAACCUUGCCAUUGCUCUCACUGCUGCCAGGUAUGGGGCUGCCACGGCCAAUUACAUGGAGGUCGUGAGCUUGCUCAAGAAGACAGACCCCCAGACAGGGAAAGAGUGCGUGAGCGGUGCGCGGUGCAAGGAUGUGCUCACAGGGGAGGAAUUUGAUGUAAGAGCCAAGUGUGUUAUCAAUGCCACGGGACCUUUCACAGACACCGUGCGCAAAAUGGAUGAUAAGGAUGCCGCAGCUAUCUGCCAGCCCAGUGCUGGCGUCCACAUCGUGAUGCCUGGUUAUUACAGCCCGGAGAGCAUGGGACUUCUUGACCCAGCGACCAGUGAUGGGCGAGUUAUUUUCUUCUUACCCUGGCAGAAGAUGACUAUCGCUGGCACCACCGACACUCCAACUGACGUCACACACCAUCCCAUUCCUUCCGAAGAAGACAUCAACUUCAUUUUGAAUGAAGUGCGUAACUACUUGAGUUGUGACGUUGAAGUAAGAAGAGGGGAUGUCCUGGCAGCGUGGAGCGGUAUUCGCCCCCUUGUUACAGAUCCCAAGGCUGCAGAUACACAGUCCAUCUCCCGAAAUCACGUCGUGGAUAUCAGUGAGAGCGGCCUCAUCACUAUAGCAGGUGGAAAGUGGACAACCUAUCGAUCUAUGGCAGAAGAUACCAUAAAUGCUGCAGUCAAGACCCACAAUUUGAAAGCAGGACCAAGUCGAACAGUUGGGCUUUUCCUUCAAGGGGGCAAAGAUUGGAGCCCUACACUCUACAUCAGGCUUGUCCAGGAUUAUGGACUUGAAAGUGAGGUGGCCCAGCAUCUUGCUGCCACCUAUGGUGACAAGGCUUUUGAGGUGGCCAAAAUGGCAAGUGUGACGGGAAAGCGGUGGCCCAUUGUUGGCGUGCGUCUUGUGUCAGAAUUUCCAUACAUUGAAGCAGAGGUGAAAUAUGGGAUUAAGGAGUAUGCCUGCACUGCAGUGGAUAUGGUUUCACGUCGUACUCGCCUGGCCUUUCUAAAUGUCCAGGCAGCAGAGGAGGCCCUACCCAGGAUUGUUGAACUGAUGGGCAGAGAACUGAGCUGGGGUGAUUCUAAAAAAAAGCAAGGAGAAUAAAGGGGAAGCAAGUGAAGAAAUGGAGUGACUAUGGACAAAGCAAGCUAAUAAGCACCAAAUAUCAAACAGAUGGAAGAUACGUACUCAACAAUGAAAGGGUAUCCAGGACUAAUAAGGAUGUGUAUGAACAGUGUCAGGAAUUGGCUGAGUGUUGGCAAAAAUGCUAAAAACAUCAAAGAUAACUGCUAAAAAUGGAAAAGAGGGGCUUCCCUGGUGGCGCAGUGGUUGAGAGUCCGCCUGCCGAUGCAGGGGACACGGGUUGGCGCCCCGGUCUGGGAGGAUCCCACAUGCCGUGGAGUGGCUGGGCCCGUGAGCCAUGGCCGCUGAGCCUGCGCGUCCGGAGCUUGUGCUUCGCAACGGGAGAGGCCACAACAGGGAGAGGCCCGUGUACCGCAAAAAAAAAAAAAAGGAAAAGAAUGCAAGUAAGGCCUAACCUAGGUCGUUGCUCAAGGUGAGUAGCAACAAAUCCUUGACUGCCGGAGAAGGGAGAGAACCUUUCAACUCAUAGUUUAAUACCAAUUUGUUUUUCUUUUUUUCCUUUUUGUCAAGGAGAAUGAUUUUCAUUGUGAGUAGAGCAAAAUAAAUAUUGGUAAGAGGAAAUAGACAUUCAAAUAGGAGGCUGCUCUAAAUGAGUUUGUAUGCCAACCCAGAAAUGUUAUACUUCAGGGUACUCAGAGAAUUUGCAGAUGGGACUUAUUUAACUACUGUUGAGUUUUAAAAUAUUAUGGCAAUAUGGCAAAUAGGAAGAGCACCAGAAGACAGAAGGUAGUGCAAAUGUAGUGCCGCAUUCCAAAAAGGGAGAAGGGGGGGAAAUAUAGUUCGUAACCUAUACAUUAGUGGUCUUGGCAUUGGUCUUGGGCAGUUUUCUAGGUUAUGACAUUUUAAGUUUGUUUUAUCAGCAUUUAGCAAGAAGUAGUGAUCACUGGAAGGGAGUAAGAAAUCAUUUCAGACAUAUUUUCUUUUCAGAAAGAGCAACAAGUUUGUUAGAUCGAGGAAAUGUUAUAGACAUAAUGUAUUCGGAUUCCAUGAAGCAUUUUAUGAAGCCCCGUGUGAUAUCUUCUAAAAUUGGUGGAUUUGUAACCAGUCAAAUGAUCACUGUCCUCAGAAGAGGUCUUUGAUAGCAGGCCAUGAGGAUUCUGUCUUUGGUCUUGACCUAGUCUACUGUGGUUCAAGUGCCUAGAUUACGACAUUGAUGGCAUGCAUCUUUGGUGUACCUGUAAGGAACUGGAGGGAGAGUGAAUGUUUGGUGACAACUUGAAGCAAUGGGUGAGAUUACAUUAGGUAUAAUUUAAUAGACAUAAAUGGCAAACCUUGCAUUAGGUAGAAAAACAACUCCAUCCAUUCAUGAUAGAUUUGACAAGACUUUAACAGUAGCACAUGCAAAAAAGAAAUAUGAUUUUCGUUAACUGUGAAUGCACAGCAGGUAACAGUGGAUCAUGGCUGCCCCCAAAUGCAAUUACAGUCUUAGGCUGCCUAAUAGAAAUCAUAUCUCUAGAUUGAUGAAGCUGAUAGUUACUUCUUUCUAGGUACUUGCCAGAUCUCUGCUGGAGUAUUAUGUUGUGUUCUGAUCAUUUUAUUAUAUGACAGACUAGUUGUGGUUUGGGAGAAAUUAUUCAGCAUGGUGAUGGGAUUUAAAAUCAUGUCUCAUGCAGGAGAGUAGUUCUAGACUUAAAGAAAAUUCUUAAAGAGGAAAGCUCUAUCCUUAGAUAUUUGUUGUGGUGUGAUACAGGAAAAAAAAACUUAGACUUUAUAAAACAUUACUGUAAGGGGAGGGGGUGGUGGUGGGAUGAAUUGGGAGAUUGGGAUUGACAUAUAUACACUAAUAUGUAUAAAAUAGGUAACUAAUAAGAACCUGCUGUAUAAAAAAUAAAUAAAAUAAAAUUCAAAUAUUAAAAAAAGAUAAAGAAGAAAUUACAAACUGUGUAUUACCCCACCAUUUUGCAUGUCCUUACAUUGCAUUUCCACAUAUUUAUAUAUGUACAUACUGUAUCUUGAAGAUAAAGCUUGGAUCCUACUCUACAAAGUAUAUAUAUAUAUAUAUAUAUAUAUAUGUGUAUAACAGAGUCACUUUGCUGUACAGAAGAAAUUAACACAACAUUGUAAAUCAACUAUACUUCAAUAAAAUUAAAAAAAAAUAAACUCUCACUUUCCUUCCAUGGAAUUUCAUUGAAAACAACCCCUCCCAACUUAAAAACAAACAAACAAAAAUUACUGUAAGAAAGUUGCACUAGUCCCAAACAAAUUCUAAGAAUUGCAGAGAUUGGUUUAAUCUCAGCAUAAAUAUUUUUAGCAGUUGGAGUCUUCCCUUUAUGGGCUGCUUUCAGUGGAAUUGAGUUACCUCCCUAUUGCUAGAGAUCUUCUUUAGAUGGAGACCUCAUGCUUCUAUUUUUGGAACGUUGUAAGGGAAAUGUGGGGUUAGGGAGGUACUUUGGGUGACUUCUAGGGAAAAAAGCCCUUUCAGCUUUAAAUUCCAUGAUUCCUUGCUUGAUAUGGAGUAUGGAUAAAUUACAUAGGUAAUAAAGGGACGUGACUUAGGAAGAGCUCGUUCUUGGAGGGAAGUAUCAGAGAUGCCACUUCCAAGGAGAUGAACGUUGAACCAGUUUUAUAGAAAAUGACUGGGCAAAAUUGGUGCAAUAGAAGAAUAAUUUUAUUUAUAACUAUUGGAUUUUCCUGUGUGAAGAGAGUAAUCUGCCAGUGAAGAAUGCCCUUGGUGACUUCAAAGGCAAGUUUUAUGUAUACCUUAUAUAUCAUGUAUAUGUGUG